Molecule: messenger RNA, 1558 nt
Organism: Parasteatoda tepidariorum (common house spider)
Lineage: Eukaryota; Metazoa; Arthropoda; Arachnida; Araneae; Theridiidae
Source: RefSeq, a predicted model, not a curated record
UCUCAAUAUACAAGUUCUUAAGUCCAUCAGUAGAAUCUUUCGCUCACCUCUCAAAAGAAAGAAUCCCGUGGAAGUAACUACUAACCGCGAGGAAGUGAAGCAAAAUUAGUUGGAUUGAACGCACAGAGGGCAGUGGUUGCGGUAAAUAAGAGCAAGAAUUCUAUCGAAGGUCCGCUCGGUUAUUUGCAGUUGAACGACCAUACCGUAGAUUUGGUGAGGAUUCUCAACAAGAAUGUCAGAUACCCAGGUCAGUCGGUUACUUGGAAUUUUUUCACCAGUAGCUAUGACUCGAACGAUUGUAUCUUCAAUUUGGAACACAAUGGAUAACAUGUUACAGCGAUUGCUUGGAAUCCCUGGGAGGAUCUGCUAUUUUUGUUUUGGAUGUGUAAGGCUGGUUAUGAAUCCUUUGACGAGCAUGUUGGAAUAUAAGCGCGAGUCCAGACCAGCUACAUCACAAGUUCCAGAUCUUCCCACUUUGCUGACCGGUGUUCCAGAUCCUACCUGUGAACAGGUUAGCAAUGCAGUAAGAUGCAUUCACAACAGUGCUAUAAACAUCAUAGUGAACCAGAUUUCACAGAAAAAUAAACUCCAGGAAUAUCGUAAUGAAUUGCAAAGGUGGAGAGAAGAGAACGAAAAAGAAAUAGUGGAUUUAUACAAUUUGGAUGAAAGAGAUAAAAUAACAAUGAAAACCCUGGCAAUUUCGGUUAAGAAGUUAAAAGCAUUGAAAGCUAAGAAAAAUAAAUUCGCAAAGUUGAACAAUGAGAAAAUGUUGAAAGUAGCCAACAAGAGCAAUUUAAGUACAGAGGAUCUUAAAAUUAUCAAAGAGAGCAACAAAAACUUGAAUGAAAUUGAUUUUGAGAUGAAUAAGAAUAAAAAAGAAUGUUUGGACAUGGUCAAAACAUCUGAACGGUUAAGCCAAUUAUUCACUAAAGUGCUAUUGCAUAAUGAGUUUUUCUACGAUUGUACACUUGAACCCGAAGUGCCUUUGAAUAAUAUUAUGAAUAAACUUCGUGCAAUUACAUAUAAAUCUCAAUUGGAAAACGAUGCCUUUAAAUCUAGUUUAGUUGUUACAAAUGAGAAACUGGAUAAAAUACUUACAGCUACAGAAAGAAUCUCAACAGCUUUGGAUGAUUUUAGAGAAGAGCUGCCGGAUAUACCUAGUAUGAAGAAUGAAUUGGCUGCUUUGAGAUCACAGCUUGAGCAAGAACAGUUGGUUCUGAGAAAUGUCAAAGGUGAGCGUGAUAUCAUGAGAGUAAAAUUGGAUGUUUUGGAAGAUCUAAUUGAAGAUCAAGAGGACUUUUUAAACUCUCGAGAAAAUCAAGAUAUCGAGGGAGCUGUUGUGCAGUGAAAAACUAUAGUGGAGUUUUGAAGGCUAGUCAUCAAAUAGUUCAGAUUCAUGGUGCCUAAACUAUUAUUGGACAUGUUUUUUCCCUGAAGAAUUAGUGUUCGUCACUAACUAUUUAUUGCAUUCGUGUUUUUUAUUACCAUUUUUUAUGUGUAUUCUAUUAUAUUGCCAUUUUGAAGCUGUGAUAUUAAUAAAGUUCUGAAUUCAUUUUAA